AUGGCUGCCUUUCAUAAAAAUGGUCUCUCAAAAAUCGUUGAAUCAUGCCUAAAAAGAAAUCCAUUAAAAAAUAGAAUACGUGAAUUAUGUACAAGCAAAGUGAACCAUAAUAGAGCAUCUGGCGACAUUAUUGGUAUCGAUCUCGGUACAACAAAUAGUUGUGUCGCUAUUAUGGAAGGAAAGCAAGGAAAGGUUAUUGAAAAUGCAGAAGGUUUUCGAACAACACCAUCCGUUGUAGCAUUUACUAAUGAUAAUCAAAGAUUAGUUGGUAUAGUUGCAAAAAGACAAGCAAUUACAAACCCAGAAAAUACAGUUUAUGCAACAAAAAGAUUUAUCGGUAGAAAAUUUGAUGAAGAUGCAACAAAAAAGGAACAAAAAAAUUUACCUUAUAAAAUAGUUAGAGCUCCAAAUGGUGAUGCAUGGAUAGAAGCACAAGGAAAAAAAUAUUCACCUAGUCAAAUAGGUGCAUGUGUUUUAGAAAAAAUGAAAGAAACUGCUGAAAAUUACUUAGGAAGAAAAGUACAUCAAGCAGUUAUUACUGUGCCUGCAUAUUUUAAUGAUUCACAAAGGCAAGCAACAAAAGAUGCUGGUAAAAUUGCAGGUCUGGAUGUUUUAAGAAUUAUUAAUGAACCAACUGCAGCUGCUUUAGCUUUUGGUUUAGAAAAAAGUGAUGGUAAAGUCAUAGCUGUUUAUGACUUAGGAGGAGGUACAUUUGAUGUUUCAAUUUUAGAAAUAUUAGGAGGUGUUUUUGAGGUAAAAGCUACAAAUGGAAAUACCUCUUUAGGAGGAGAAGAUUUUGAUCAAAGAAUAUUAGAAUAUUUUAUUAAUGAAUUUAAAAAAAAAGAAAAUAUAGAUUUAAAAAGUGAUAAAUUAGCUUUGCAAAGAUUAAGAGAAGCAGCUGAAACUGCAAAAAUCGAACUAUCAAGUAAAACACAAACAGAAAUUAAUUUACCUUUUAUUACUGCUAAUCAAACAGGACCAAAGCAUUUACAAAUAAAAUUAACAAGAGCUAAAUUAGAAGAAUUAUGCCACGAUUUAUUAAAGGGAACUAUUGAACCAUGUGAAAAAUGUAUAAAAGACGCAAAUAUUAAAAAAGAUGAAAUAAAUGAAAUUAUAUUAGUUGGAGGUAUGACGAGAAUGCCCAAAGUAUCAGAUACAGUAAAAGAAAUUUUCCAAAAUAGUCCAUCAAAAAGUGUUAAUCCUGAUGAAGCAGUAGCAUUAGGUGCUGCUAUACAAGGUGGUGUAUUAAAAGGAGAAAUAAAAGAUUUAUUAUUAUUAGAUGUUAUACCUUUAUCUUUAGGUAUUGAAACCUUAGGUGGUGUUUUUACAAAAUUAAUUAAUAGAAAUACAACUAUUCCAACCAAAAAAUCUCAAGUAUUUUCAACUGCAGCAGAUAAUCAAACUCAAGUCAGUAUCAAAGUAUUUCAAGGAGAAAGAGAAAUGGCCUGUGACAAUAAAAUGCUAGGUUCAUUUGAUUUGGUUGGUAUACCACCAGCCCCAAGAGGUGUUCCACAAAUUGAAGUCACAUUUGAUGUUGAUGCAAAUGCAAUUAUUAAUAUUUCAGCUAUUGAUAAAAUGACAAAUAAAAAACAACAAAUAACUAUCCAAAGUAGUGGUGGUUUGAGUAAAGAAGAAAUCGAAAAAAUGGUUCAAGAAGCCGAAUUAAAUAGAGAAAAAGAUCAACAUAAAAAAAAUUUAACUGAUUCAAAAAAUGAAGCAGAAACAUUAAUUUAUAGCUCAGAAAAACAACUUGAUGAUUUUAAAGAUAAAAUAUCAGACUCUGACAAAGAAGAGCUAAAACAAAAAAUUUCAGCAUUAAGAGAAAAAUUAACCUCAGAUGAUUUAGAUUCGAUUAAAGAUGCAACUAAACAAUUACAAGAAAAAUCAUGGGCAAUUUCACAAGAAAUGUAUAAAAAUAAUGCUCAACAAGGUUCACAAGAACAAAACACAACGGAAAAUAAAGCAGAGGAAAACAAAGAUAAUGCAUAA
Plasmodium vinckei vinckei is the source of this 1989-nucleotide messenger RNA. Its product is annotated as heat shock protein 70, putative. Gene Ontology annotation, biological process: protein refolding; cellular response to unfolded protein. Gene Ontology annotation, cellular component: mitochondrion; cytoplasm. Bases 1 to 1989 code for a protein of 662 amino acids. NCBI's taxonomy places the organism in Eukaryota, Apicomplexa, Aconoidasida, Haemosporida, Plasmodiidae. The record is from RefSeq and is a predicted model, not a curated record. Gene Ontology annotation, molecular function: ATP binding; ATP hydrolysis activity; heat shock protein binding. The transcript has a single exon.